AUGAGGGCAACGUCGUCGCAUCCGCCAGAAGGCGUGGAGAGGGAGCUUCACUUUGCUCCCUUGGACCGUAACGGCGGCGGCGCGGCGCGCCUUAGGGACCCGCAGUUGCCGACAGGAGGUGCGGCUUUGGUGUCCGAGCUCCCCCGUCCUCUGGUGGCGAGCGAUGGGGCGGCGGUCAAGGCGGGUCGUGGCGCUGGCAGAAGCGGGGCGGAGGAAACGGAGACCUCAAAGGAGGAAAAGCGGCCGCCGCUGCUGCGGGGCGUAUGUGAACCUUCUUUCCCCACAACGUUGGAGGGCGCAAGGGGUGAGGCGGGCUCCCUUCGCUCAUCCGCGGCAAAGCCGGCAGCUGGAGGAGGAUCCACGGCGCGGGCCCCGUCCUACGGGCAAUCGGCGUCUCAGAUGUCUGUAGGCGAGAGAUCCGCGCCUGUUGUUUCACCGCUGCACGCCCGUCCGCGCCCCAUCCAGGCCAUGCCAACUCCGAAGCACUGGAGUGUCUUCUACCCUGACGGCAUCGACAAUCAGCCGCCUCUUCUCCUGCACUAUUUGGUGCUUGGCGGCUGGCGCACGGUGGCGGGUGGGUGGGAUUACUUUAGCCACCGUCGCCUGCAAGACGGGGAGGUCAUUGGGCAUCAAGUGCGGUGGCUUCAUAAUGCCCAGCCACGGGACCGUUUCGUGUUUGUCGUUAGCCCGGUGGAGCCAAAGUCCGCGGACGGGUCCGUCGGACGCUGGCAAAAAUUCCGCGACCACAUCUACGGCCCACCCCCGGCCUUUGCCUACAAUAAGGGAAAGCUGUUCAAGCAACCGCCCUUUGGCGCCGCAGGCACCGCCUUGGCGAACGCGAGGGGAAGCGCCUCACUCUCGCGGCUGCUGCUGCAGGACGAGGACGCCGCCAGCCCCACUUUGGAGCCGCUUGCGCGGAACGCGGGCGACGUUGUUGUCACUCCGCCGUGCUCGCCACACGGUCGCAGCGAGAGGCAAGAGCCAAAGCAGGCCGACACCACGCACUGCAGCGGCGAAGGCGGCGCAGCAAAAACUGUGGGGGUGGAAGUCAUUGAGGUGCGGCACGAAGAUGUCACCGCGACAGACUACGGCCCGCGGCUGUCAUCGAGUAGGUUCGCCAUUGAGGCGAAGGCGGUGUAUGCCUAUUACUUUGCCUCCGUGCAGGAGGCGUUUGCGCACUACGACUGCCUGGAAGAGCUUCGCCGGAUGGAGGAGCAGAUCCGACGCGGGGUCACUAACCGAAUGCCGCUUCACCACAAGGGCGGCAGUCACUACAGGCCCAGCCAAGGCGGUGCCUUUGUCGCCUUUGAGAACGUGUGCGGCGGGGAUAGUUUUUUGGCGCAGGCAACGAUGGGAGCGACGCCCCCGACGCCGCAUGGCAGUGCGGUGGGCUUGGGCUUGGGCAAGGAGACACCGCCGCCGGCGCGCGGAGAGGCGACGACGGAGUCGUUUCCCACAACAACCAUGGACGAAAGCUGCAUCACCGCCGACGACCAAACGGAAAGGCAGACGCCCUGGAAUGAGGCCCAGCUGCUAUACCCGAGCUCGCCGGAGUCCCUGCGGCUCUCUGGGAACGCGCAGCAACUCGAGCGCCACCCGCGUUACAGCCGGCUGGAUCGGCACUCGCUUACUGGAAACGCCGCAACCAUGCGGGGCAAUGGGUCCUUCGCGGACGUGCGUCACCCCAGGCACCGAGACGGCCUCACACUGUCAGCUGCACACCCAACCGCCGCGCGAAGUCGUGCCUCCGUCGGCGAGCCAGUCAUUCGCCCCCGUCUGUUGCCCACGCUUACCACGGCCCAUUUUGAUACCAUCGUCACCGUGUACUCGGAGGACCCAAACUUCAAUGCGGUGUUGCGGGAGGUUUUGAUGCCAGAACCAGGGACCCAUCCUUACACGGUGUCGCUUAAGGAGCAGCGCCGCAUGCUUUCCAUGUACGAAACAGGCAUGCCAGCGUGGACAAUUUUUCUCGCCUCUACUGGGUUGCCGUACCGCCGCGUGUUUCGUCUGAUUUUUGUAGGACUGGUGAACAUAUGGCCCCUGAUCUCUCUCUUCGUGGGGCUAUACGAUCUCUACAAGCAUUUGCCACAGAUGAAAACGUUUUUGUCCACCACCAUGGCGCCACUACUCGGGUGGGUUGACGAGCACUUCACGUUCCGCGUCUCCAUGCUGGUAACCUACAUCAUCUCGGUUGGUGUUACGGUGGCUGCCUCCUUCACGAGCUUUUUGUCGCAGUUUUACAUUCUGGAAGUCAUCCUGUAUCCCCUGCGGAUUCUCGCAGGAUUCCUGCAAACGCCCUUUGCCCUGCUGUUUGAGUUGCUGUGGUCCAUCGUCUUCAUCAUCGGCUCCUUCGUCCGGCUCCUCUUUGUGACGCUGAAGAUGGUCUUUGUGGGGCCCUUCCUCCUCGUCGCGCACGUCGCCUCCUGGGAGUUUGGCAGCGCCCCUGUGAUCCCCGUCGCGGUGGAGGGGACAUCGCUGACGCUGAAGUGGUGGCGAGCCUGGCAGGAAUUUUGGGUCACGGUGGCGUCGCCGGUGAAGAACCUGGCAAAGGCGUGGUACGACAGCGUGGUGCACGUCGCCGUGAGCGCGGCUCGGCGCGAGGCCUCCAUUCGCCGCUGGUACACGCCGAAGCUCAGCUACGCGCUUGCCUUCGUGGCGAAGGUGCGGGAGGUGUGCGUGGUGAACAUUGCCAUUUGGUGGCAGCUGUGCGGGCCCGGGUGGGGGAUGUGGCUGCUGCACACCGUUCUCUUUGCCUACGCGCUGUGUCUGCUGCUCAUGCCCGGGAACGGCGACGCCUUUCCCUCGUACGCCAUCUUCGCAGCACCCCCCACUCCCCUGCACGGCGACGCGGCGGCCCUGACGACGCCCGCACCGGCGUUCACAGAGGCGGCGGAGGGAGGCGCCGGUGAUGCCGCACUCCCGAUGGAGGGGCCCCUGCCGCUCGGCGACAUCGACGGCAACGGCUUCGACGCCCUGUACUUUGCGUGGGAGACACUCAUUGCGGUGUGGGUCCAGUUGCCGUGGUAG
Trypanosoma conorhini is the source of this 3027-nucleotide messenger RNA. RefSeq lists its product as uncharacterized. NCBI's taxonomy places the organism in Eukaryota, Euglenozoa, Kinetoplastea, Trypanosomatida, Trypanosomatidae. The transcript has a single exon. The record is from RefSeq and is a predicted model, not a curated record. Bases 1 to 3027 code for a protein of 1008 amino acids.